Messenger RNA from Parnassius mnemosyne (clouded apollo), 1713 nucleotides. Lineage: Eukaryota; Metazoa; Arthropoda; Insecta; Lepidoptera; Papilionidae. The record is from the annotation of a GenBank genome assembly.
AUGGCGGAUAAAUGGGAAAGUAAUCACGAUGAUGGAAAAAAUUCAGCGAGAGUACAGUAUACAGUCAAAAAUGAACCAAUGGAUACAGACUUUCCGGAAGAAGAUAAUUCUCCACCUGCUUUCGGACCUGCCGCACUUGGUCUUCAUAGAGUUGGCACAAAGUUACCGCCAAAACCCGCGCCUAGCGAACCAGUACAAAAACUUAAUGCUCGGGGUAUGCCCGCUCGUAUCAGAAAGAAAAACAGAUUUAUUUUUGUUGAUGAUUUUGUGAAUACGUCUCCACCUCGCCGGGCACCUAAAGUGCUGGCUAAAACUCCAAAUAAACCACCAAGUGCUAAAAAGCAGAAGACACCAACAAAAAGCCAGAAAAAUGUUGAUAGAUUUGAAGAAAAACCUACAACACCUGGAAGUCAGUCACCAGAUCGAAAAAGUGGCCAAAGAAUAGGUAUGAGACUUAGAAAUUUAUUAAAAUUACCUAAAGCACAUAAGUGGGUUUGUUUUGAAUAUUUUUAUAGUAAUAUAGAUAAAGCCCUGUUUGAUGGAGAAAAUGAUUUUAUGAUUUGCCUUAAAGAGUCUUUUCCACAAUUAACAAAUCGCAAACUUACUCGAGUUCAAUGGGCAAAAAUACGUCGAAUGAUGGGGAAACCUAGAAGAUGUUCUCAAGCAUUUUUUGCAGAAGAGCGUAAAGAACUUGAAAGAAAAAGGAAAUUAAUAAGAUAUAUUCAACAAAGGAAAACAGCAGAUAUUUGUGUUAAAGAUUUACCAAAUGAAAUUCCUAUGCAAUUGGUAGUUGGUACUAAGGUUACUGCAAGAUUGCGCAAGCCUCAAGAUGGACUAUUUACAGGCUGUAUUGAUGCUGUAGAUACAUCUAAUAAUACUUAUAGAAUAACUUUUGAGAGACCUAAAUUGGGAACACAUUCUGUCCCAGAUUAUGAAGUAUUGUCUAAUGAACCGCCUGAUACUAUAAAUCUUUCAUCUGUAACACAGAAGUUUAGGCCUAGAUAUGUUAUGCAAGAAAUUUUUAAUUUAUAUCAACCUUCAGUACCUGCUAAUAUUAAUAGUCAAGGUGAUCCUAUGAUUGGCUGUAGUGAAAUAUCUAAACACAUGGACUCAAAUAUUGGCAGUUUUCCCUUUGCGCUACUGGAAUUGAUAGUGAAAUUAGCAAAGAUAUUGCAGGCUAAAAAAAAUAAAAUAAAUAGGUUAAAAGAAUACAAUAGUGAAGCUGAGAAAAGAAAACCUUUUGGUCAGAAAUUACCUGAAGAUUUUGAAAGAAAAUAUGCUGCUGUUGUUAUUGAUCUGGAGAGAAUGAAUAUGGAUUUACAAGAAUAUAUAAAUCAAGUGCAGCAGUACUGUCAACAAAUUGCACCUGGUCCUAGUUUGGCUGCCAUGCUAGCACCCUCUCACCUGAGAGAAAAAUGUCGUGAAGAAGCAGCUAUGCUUGUAGAAAAAAAUAAUAAUGGUUAUUUAAAAGAUGCAAACAUCAUUGAUCUCAUUACAGAUUUAACUGCUUUAAUGUUGCAAGUAAAAAGUUUGUCUGAUUCUGAUCAAAAUGCUUAUGAAUUAAGUGUUUUGCAAGGUACUAUGGAUCAGAUUAAAAUGAAGCUUGAGCCUCAGCACCAGAGAUUAUUUCAAAAUAAUGUAGAGAUUCACAUGCAGAGGAUUCAAAUGGGCUUAGGGCAAAUGUCAUCUAACAGUUAUGUUGCUGGCACAUAA